AUGUAUCCAGCGACAUGUAUCCAGCUCGAGCCACCUCUUAAGAACAAUUACACCAUGCCGCUCACACGAAUCACCAUCUUAAGCGCAGUGCGCGAGAUCUUGAGGAAGGCAGACUCUCAACAUGCCCCGCUCGUCAUCUCACUGACAGAGAAUGGGAAGAAUCGUUCAUUCGACUGCAAACUUCCGGGCCGACUUAUCUUUGGGCCGGAGAAGGAUGACUUUCCAAGCCUAGGCAAGAACCAGUCGCCUUCCAAUAGCAACCCGCUGCCUUCUCCAGAAGAUCUGCAACGACUUCUCAUCGCCGACCUGCAUACAUCACGACAGCGCCAUAUCUACAACAGCAACAAGACCAUGCGGCCUGCCGCAGACGAGCCGCAGACAGACGAUGAUGAACCCGAGCAGCUCAACCGCUUGACUGACGCCGACCAUGGUGCCAGUGGCGUUGUCGGAAACUGCAGUGCAUUGCUGUUGAAUGUGGAAUUGGGAAUCAGCAGCCAAGUCGGGAUGAAAGGCACAAUUCGGGAAGUGCGAUUUGACCAGGCUCAUUUGGGCAAAUUCAGCCCCACUCUCGUCUUUGACAUGACUCUCAGACUUGGUAUUCUGCCAGCUUGUGUACAGUCAUCCUUUCUACUAUACAAUGAAUGGUGUACAGAGUAA
Molecule: messenger RNA, 657 nt
Organism: Didymella exigua CBS 183.55
Lineage: Eukaryota; Fungi; Ascomycota; Dothideomycetes; Pleosporales; Didymellaceae
Exons: 1
Coding region: 1-657 (218 amino acids)
Source: RefSeq, a predicted model, not a curated record